AUGGCUGACAUAUUGCCUGAAUGCCUCGUUCAAAAUAUACUUUGUUAUCUUAGUUUUAAAGAAGCAGCCAAUAUGAGCAUUCUAUCCAAAACAUGGCUACAAGCAUGGUUGACUCUUCCUCACUUGGAAUUCACCUUUGAUUAUCUCAAAGGCAAAAUGAAAAAAGUCGAUAAUAUCAUGGAGAGAUAUAGGGACGAAAAAAUCCCCAUAGAAAAGUUUGAAUUAUCAUACUCUAGCGUUAUCCCUCUCAUUAAUAAGUGGAUUGACAUUGCACUUCAGAAUGGUGUAAAAGAUCUGGUCUUUGAAGCUUAUAGCUAUACAUCAUACCCCUUGCCUUUGUUCAAAAUCUUGGCAGCAAGAUCUUUAAGAGAAUUGAUUCUGCGUGGUUGUAAUUUGAAGCAUGUUUCGUUAUCUAGUGGUGUGGCAAGCUGCAAUUCAUUGAGAAAGCUUUCUCUAUCUUCUGUAAGUUUAAACGAAAACAUGCUUCAGACUCUACUUAACAGUUGUCCCUUGAUUGUCAGUUUCAUCCUUAAGUAUUGUUCUGGGUUCGAAAAGAUUGAGUUAUUGAAUCUUCAAAAAAUCAAGUCAGUUUCCAUUAGGCCAUUUAUAAACCAGCGUGUUAAAAUCCACGCACCAACCAUUGUACAUUUGUCUUAUUGUUGUUAUUCAUUGGAAAAAUUGGAUGUUGUUGAAUGUCAAAAUCUAAAAUCUUUAGAUAUAUCAGAUGUGAUUCUAUGUAAUGGAUUUCUCCAGAACCUUAUUUCUAGAUCUCCAAAUUUGGUAUCACUAGAGUAUAAAGGGCAUCAUGCUCCUGAGGUCAAAAUUACAAAAGAGUCUAGCCUAUUGAAGCACUCAAAAAUUGCUCUUCAAUGCUACAACAAUUUAAAUGCUGCAUGGUUUUGUAAGUUGAGGAAAUUUCUCUCAAACUUGACAUCUUGGUGUCAAGUUUCUCUUGAUUUUUCCGGACGCAAUGAGAUCAACAUGAAAGAUUGGCAACUGCAGCACGGAGUUGCUACCCCCCAAGUGGACGUUUUAAAUGUAAAAAUUUCAUGGCUGAAUAGGGAGUGCCCAAUGUUUGUGGAUGCUUUGCUAUGGAGUUGUCAUCCUAGAAGACUCAACCUACAUUCAACAAGUGAAAUGUUAACAUGGUUCAUUAAUGAUCGAUUGAUGUAUCUGAAGAAUUUGAGUCACUCUCCUCCUCACGAAAGCGAGCCUUGGCAUAGUCAAUUAAAAGAAGUAAAAGUUUUUGAUGGAAAAAAUGAGCCGCUGCAACUCAGAAGUGGGAAGCUGGCAAUAAGGACCCUUACAGAUUGGGAGGAAGUUUAUUUUUUAUUAGAAUGGUGA
Molecule: messenger RNA, 1344 nt
Organism: Lycium barbarum (goji berry)
Lineage: Eukaryota; Viridiplantae; Streptophyta; Magnoliopsida; Solanales; Solanaceae
Product: F-box/FBD/LRR-repeat protein At2g26030-like
Exons: 1
Coding region: 1-1344 (447 amino acids)
Molecular function (GO): protein binding
Source: RefSeq, a predicted model, not a curated record